GAGGCUUCACAGGCCUCGACGUGUUCUUUUUCCCGGCCAAACAAAAUGGAGGCGUGGCAGUCUUUUUAGUCACAAAAGAAGGGGCACAAAAUGGCCUUCCCCCCCUUGGCCUGGCUGCCGGCCUUUGGGGUCCCACCGCCUCCCUCGUGCAAAGGGCCGAAACACGAGGACGAUGAACCAGGAAGUAAAGUUUCUUCUGGUUUGGUCUCUCCAGCUUCCCUGGUAAGAGAAAAGCAAAGGAGGGAUUUGAGCAGCAGAGGGAAUUACAGGUGCGGCAGGGAGACCAUGACCACGUUAAUUCACCGGGGACGGCGGGCGGACGUUGGCAGGAAUGCUGACAAGCGAGUGGAGGGUGAGGAAGACUCUGUGCUUGACAAGAGCAAUGGGGAGGAAGACCCCGGCGACUGCAAAGACAUCCGCCUCACCCUCAUGGAAGAGGUGCUGCUCCUGGGACUGAAAGACAAGGAGGGAUACACAUCUUUCUGGAAUGACUGCAUCUCCUCAGGCCUGCGUGGUGGCAUUCUCAUUGAGCUGGCCAUGCGAGGGAGAAUACAGCUGGAGCCUCAGACCAUGAGGAAAAAACGGCUGCUGGAUCGAAAGGUGCUUCUAAAGUCAGAUGCUCCAACUGGAGAUGUGCUUCUGGAUGAGACGCUCCGCCACCUCAAAGCCACGGAGCCUGCGGAGACGGUGCAGACGUGGAUUGAGCUGCUCACAGGCGAGACCUGGAACCCCUUCAAGCUUCAGUACCAGCUCCGCAAUGUCCGUGAGAGGAUCGCCAAGAACUUAGUGGAGAAGGGCAUCCUGACCACUGAGAAGCAGAACUUCCUCCUCUUCGACAUGACCACCCACCCAGUCACCAACACCACGGAGAAGCAGCGCCUGGUGAAGAAGCUGCAGGAGAGCGUACUGGACCGGUGGGUCAAUGACCCCCAUCGCAUGGACAGGAGGACCUUAGCACUGCUGGUGCUGGCCCAUGCCUCCGACGUCCUGGAGAAUAUCUUUGCCAGCCUGGUUGAUGAGCAGUACGACGUGGCGAUCAACCGGUCCAAGGACCUGCUGGAGAGGGACCCUGAGGUAGAAGCGGCCAAGGCGGGCUGCGCCGAGAUGGUCUGGGCCGUCCUGGCAGCUUUCAACAAGUCUUAAAUCUUCCUCUCUAGCGGAGAGAGUUUGUUCCGAGUGGGUUUUGCCCCUUCCUCUCUAGGACUGAACCUUUCACUCUGUGGAUUCUUCCUGCGCCCUUUGACAGCAGGCCUUGGUGACUUCCUGGUGUCACACCCACCCGGAGUGAAGGGACACAGCGGGUAGCAUUCUGUUAUAGGAAAACUUAUACAUUCACCACCUCCUCCUCCUCUUCCUCCUCCUCUCCGUUGGAUUUGGGGAUUUGAUAGGUUGCAAGAAUGAGUAAAGAAGUUCUGUGCGUCUCCUUUUCCUUUCUGUGAUACCCUUCUUUUUUGUUACACCCCCCGAGUUAAAAUGAAGGUUUGCAUCUGUUAGAAAAUGAACGUUAUCUCUCCCUUUUUAAAUUUCAAACUCUCUUUCUUGUUUUUUUUUUCUUUUUGUAUGUUUUGGGAAGGAAUGAAUUGCAGUGUGUAUUCUGUUGGUUUAUUAUUAUUUUUUAUCUGAACUCUGACCUCAGUUUGUGCUCUGUCUUGUUUCUCGAUCCAGAUUCCUCUGGAUGGUUUUUCUUCUUCUGUGCUGUUCUCCUUGUGUUUGUUUGAAAAUACCAUUACAGCACAAAUCUCUA
Molecule: messenger RNA, 1744 nt
Organism: Anolis carolinensis (green anole)
Lineage: Eukaryota; Metazoa; Chordata; Lepidosauria; Squamata; Anolidae
Gene: golph3l
Product: golgi phosphoprotein 3 like
Exons: 6
Coding region: 91-1143 (350 amino acids)
Biological process (GO): Golgi organization; Golgi vesicle budding; retrograde vesicle-mediated transport, Golgi to endoplasmic reticulum
Cellular component (GO): cytosol; Golgi cisterna; trans-Golgi network
Molecular function (GO): phosphatidylinositol-4-phosphate binding
Source: RefSeq, a predicted model, not a curated record